AAUAUUUAAUGUAAUAAGUUGCUCACAUUAAACUAUAGCCUAUAAUUGGAAAACCCAAAAUAAGAUGUGACAACUAACAAUUAGAAGAAAUUCAACGGCCGCCCUUGGAUCUCUCCCGCGCUCUGCUCCACCUCUAAUACACAAACUUCUUUCCGUCAAACCAACCCAAUUUCUCAAAUCUGAAUCACUUCCAUCUCUUUUUUUUUUUUUUUUCAGUUUUUAAUUAUUCAUGUUCAUAUGCAUCCCCUCUAUCUUCUACUAUUCUUGGCAUUGCAUUUGCACGCCUAUCCUCGUUCUCUUCUUGCCUUUUCCAUUUCCUCUCCAAAACCCAUCACACAAACUGCUGCUGCUUCCUUUCAUCCAUUUUCAUUCUUCUACAACCUUAUUCUAAUUGCUUUGCCAUAAUUCCAAAUUGCCAAUGGGCGCGCACGCACCUAGGCUUGCGCGCAAAACCACUCCAAUAUUGUUACUCGCGUUAUCAUUAGCAGUUGUGGCAUUUGGUGCGACAGAUUCUGCUGCCCUCUUCAAGUUUAAGGAAGCGCUUCAAAAUAACUCGGCUCUCGACAAUUGGAAUUCCUCUGUUAAUCCCUGUGAUUGGAAUCGCCCCAAUUGGGUUGGCAUCCUUUGUUUGAACGGAACCAUUUGGGGUUUAAAACUCGAAGGCAUGGGAUUAACGGGCAUCAUUGAUAUCGAUUCUCUUGUUCCCUUGUCUCACUUUCGGACUUUAAGCCUUAUGAACAAUCAAUUUGUUGGCCCUUUCCCUCAUAUCAACAAACUUGGCAAAUUGAAAGCCUUGUACUUAUCCAAUAACAGGUUCUCAGGACAGAUUCCAGACGAUGCCUUUCAAGGCAUGGGUUCCUUGAAGAGAGUGUUCCUCGCAAAUAAUGAGUUUUCCGGUAACAUUCCUCUCUCGCUUUCUACCUUGCCAAGGCUUAUGGAGUUGAGACUUGAAGGGAAUCAAUUCCAAGGCCGAAUUCCUGAUUUUCGACAAAAGAAUUUGAAGACUGUAAAUCUAGCCAGCAAUUUUUUGGUGGGUCCUAUCCCCGAAGCCCUCAGCAAGAUGAAUCCCGACUCCUUUUCAGGCAAUAAAGACUUGUGUGGGCCGCCUCUUUAUUCAUGCAAUUCACCCUUAAGAGCCCUCAAUAAAAAAGGUAACACCCUGAAAAUCAUAAUCGGUGUAAUCCUCCUACUGAUAAUACUAGCGGCCAUCGCAGUGGCUUUGGCUAUGUUCCACCGAAAAAGGCACCGCCCAGAAUUGGAGAGGAACCCAUCAUUGUCUAUGAACUCCAACAAAAUUGCACCUUCCUACGUAGCAGACCAACAACAAUGUCAAGUGCCGGCAGAGAGUAGCGCGCAAUCGAGGAGGUCUGAUAAGCUGUCGUUCGUGAGGGAUGAUAUUGAAAAGUUUGACUUGAACGAGUUGCUGAGAGCUUCAGCAGAAGUCUUGGGGAGCGGGACAUUUGGGUCUUCAUACAAGGCUGCCGUAGGGAGUGGCCAAGCCUUGGUGGUGAAGAGGUACAGGCAUAUGAACAAUGUAGGCAGAGAAGAGUUUCAUGAGCACAUGAGAAGGCUGGGGAGGUUAAAGCAUCCAAACUUGCUGCGUCUCACAGCCUACUAUUACCGGAGGGAAGAGAAGCUUUUGGUUUAUGAGUUCGUUGAGAAUGGUAGCUUGGCUAGUCACAUUCACGGCAACCGUUCCCUUGAAGGGCAAGGGCUUGAUUGGCAAACCCGGUUGAGAAUUAUCAAAGGAGUGGCCAAAGGAUUGGCAUAUCUAUACAGUGAGCUUCCCAUAUUAGUUCCCCAUGGUCACCUGAAAUCAUCGAAUGUGCUUCUAGAUCCGUCCAUGGAACCUCUGUUGACAGAUUAUACUCUAAGGCCAGUGAUCAACCCCCAACAGGCCCACAAUCUCAUGAUUGCUUACAAAUCACCCGAGUACGCACAAAAUGGCCGCACAUCUAAAAAGACGGACAUUUGGAGCUUCGGAAUACUGAUAUUGGAGAUAUUGACCGGAAAGUUUCCGGAGAACUAUCUAACGCAGGGAUACGAUAGUAGCGCAGAUAUAGCAAGUUGGGUUAAUAAAAUGGUUAAGGAAAAGCGAACAAGCGAAGUGUUCGACAAAGAUAUGAAGGGAGCAAAAGAUAGCAAAGGCGAGAUGAUUAAUCUUUUGAAAAUUGGAUUGAGUUGUUGCGAAGAAGAUGUGGAGAGCAGAUUGGACAUCAAGGAAGUGGUCGAGAAGAUUGAGCAAUUGAGAGAAGGAGACAGCGAUGAAGAUUACACUGGCAAUGAAGGUAUUAAUUUUAGUGUUAGAGGGAACGAGGAUCGUUUUUCCUACACCGUGGAUCGAUGACUGGCAAAGAAAACAAGGAGAAAGUUUCAAAAUAAUAAUAAAAAAUUCUUUAAAAAAAAAUCUAUAUUAUAAAAAAAGUAUGUCACAGGGAUGACAGGUUUUACUUUCACAGGCUUCCCUCUAGCUCUAAGCUAUAGCAAGAUAUAUAUGGGAAAAUAAUUCUGAGGGGGUUAGCCUGAAGCUGAUCCUGGCAGAGUAUAGUGCGUUUUUUCAAUUUUGAUGUUGGAGAAGGCAAAUGAUACAGAAACCCACUAAUGUUCAUCAUAUAGCUAUUAGCUUAGCGUUAUCUGUCUCGCAUGCACAGAUUUUCCUUUCAUACUUGUGGAUUGGCGUUCCCUUCUUGUUAGAAUUCAAUCAAUUCCUUUCUGGUUGCUCUGCC
This is a messenger RNA of Hevea brasiliensis (rubber tree), 2726 nucleotides long. RefSeq names its product pollen receptor-like kinase 4. NCBI's taxonomy places the organism in Eukaryota, Viridiplantae, Streptophyta, Magnoliopsida, Malpighiales, Euphorbiaceae. The record is from RefSeq and is a predicted model, not a curated record. Gene Ontology annotation, biological process: protein phosphorylation. Gene Ontology annotation, molecular function: ATP binding; protein binding; protein kinase activity. The coding region runs from base 419 to 2347 and encodes 642 amino acids. The transcript has 3 exons.